UAAUGAACACGAGCCGUUCAGUUAAGCGGAUCGACCCCUGGAGCGGCGUUUCAGUGCUUUGCGGGCUCUGGUCAGUGAAUCACGAUGCACCAUCCACCAUCCGGGGAAAUGGAGGAGUUCUUCGAGGAUAGCGAGAUAUUCGUGACGGGCGGAUCGGGAGUGGUGGGCAAGGCGCUGGUCGAGAAGCUCCUGCGCUCCUGCAACGUUCGCCGCAUCUACGUUCUGCUACGUCCUCGCAAACAGCUGACAGCGGAGCAGAGACUCGUCCGACUGCGGCAGGCCACUGUCUUUCACGUGCUGGCCGCGCAAAAACCCGAAGAGCUGGACAAGAUCGUGGCGGUCCCGGGCGACGUCUCUUUGCCGGGACUGGGCAUCGAUCCCUCGAUGAUGCAGCGUAUGAAAGGUGUUUCCCUGGUCUACCACUGUGCCGCCACGGUGCGAUUCGAUGAGCCGCUCCGCGAGGCUCUACGUCUGAAUGUCGGAGGCACCUUGGAGGCGCUCAAAUUCGCCGAGACUCUGCCCAAGCUGAGGGCCUUCGUCCACGUUUCCACAUUCUACAGUAAUCCCUAUUUGACGCGGGUGGAGCCCAAGGUGGGUGUGUUACGGAUCCUGGACUACCUUGCUUGUUUCCCUGACUCUGUGGCUCUGAUCCUUGCAGUACUACUCCUCGCCGAUGGACUGGCGGUUGUGCCUUCGACUGAUCGACGAUAUCGCAGACGACGGGAUGCUCAACGCGUUAACAAGAAAGUAAGUCGAAGGGGCAGUCCGUUUGCCUCCAUAUUGAUUCCUUUGGUAAGGAAUACACUUGGCUAUCGAUUUUAUAUAUCAUCAUUUAUAUCAUUUGGUUAUCCCAUGGCUCCCUGCCCCAGGUUGAUCGUGGGCUUUCCCAACACGUAUACGUUUACCAAAAACCUGGCCGAAUCCCUGGUGAAUGACUACCGCCAUCGGCUGCCAGUAAUAGUGUAUCGUCCUUCCAUAGUUCUCUUUGCCGUGGACGACCCAUCGCCCGGAUUCUCGCCAUCCUUGAUGGGCGCCAUGGGACUGUUCGCGCUGGUCGGCGCUGGAAUCCUCAAGACUGUUUACCUGGGCAAGGACAUUCGACUGGACAUCACGCCGCAGGACAUUGGCAUCAAGAGCAUGCUGUGUUACACCAAAAUGGGCUACGAGAUUUACAGGCAGGGCCCACCGGCUGAUCUGCCAGUUUACCUGUCCUCGUCGUGCACCCACGUGCCGCACACCUUCACCCAGAUUGCCGAGCAGAUGGACACGCUGGACUUGUGGCGGGAUGUGGCAUUUGAAAAGAACCUGAUGAUCCCGGGCUGCCACUACACGGAUAGGCGGUGGGCCUACCAGUUUCUCGUCUUCACCAAGCAGAUCCUGCCGGCCCUUAUUCUCGAUCUGCUCCUAAGGAUCUUCGGUCGAAAGCCCGUGCUGAUGAGUGCGGUUCGCAAGGCCUACCAAACGCUGGAGGUGAUGCAGCCCUUCAUGUUCAACAACUGGGACAGUCCCGGUGUUACGGACAUGGAGUCGCUGUCCAAGCAUAGCGAGGGUUCUGCGUUCAACUUGGAUGCCUUCAACCAUCCGGACAUCCAUGGCCUGGUGAUUCAAUCCUGCGGCAACAUGCUCUACAGUAUCCGAACGCACUUGCUACGCGAGGAUCCGAAGACUCUGGGGCGUUCCAAGAGAAUCUUAAGGAUCAAGGUGUUCCUCUACCGGCUGCUUCGCCUCUUUUUGCUCUACAAGCUGAUCCUCUGGCUUUGGAGAAGCUAUAUGGCGCAUCUCUUCUAGACUACAAUGUUUUAAUGUUACCUUUUUCCCUUUUUUUUUUUCAAUCUAAGUAGAAUUGAAUUUUAAGUCAGCUCAAAUAAAUCAAACGUCAUUCUA
Messenger RNA from Drosophila simulans, 1884 nucleotides. RefSeq names its product fatty acyl-CoA reductase wat (gene FarO). Gene Ontology annotation, molecular function: alcohol-forming very long-chain fatty acyl-CoA reductase (NADP+) activity. Bases 85 to 1788 code for a protein of 567 amino acids. The record is from RefSeq and is a predicted model, not a curated record. The transcript has 4 exons. Gene Ontology annotation, cellular component: peroxisome. Gene Ontology annotation, biological process: long-chain fatty-acyl-CoA metabolic process. NCBI's taxonomy places the organism in Eukaryota, Metazoa, Arthropoda, Insecta, Diptera, Drosophilidae.